AAACAUAAAUUCGCAAACUUCAUGAUAAACCCUGAUUGACCAACGGAAGGGCUUCUGUUUUGCCUAAAACCCUAAAAACACAAACGGAAAUAACAGCAAAAGAUGGUGAAGUCUUAUCUCCGGUACGAGCCGGCGACGUCGUUUGGAGUAAUCGCUUCACUGGAUUCAAACAUAUGUUAUGACAGGUCCGGCAAACAUUUGCUUGCUCCGGCGUUAGAGAAGAUAGGCGUGUGGCACGUCCGUCAAGGCGUCUGUACUAAAACCCUAACGCCGUCAGCUUCUUCUCGUGGGCCCUCAGUCGCCGUUACUUCCAUCGCCGCUUCCCCUGCUUCUUCUCUGGUAGCAAGUGGUUAUGCUGAUGGUAGUAUAAGAAUUUGGGAUUCCGAGAAAGGAACUUGUGAGACGACGUUGAACGGACAUAAAGGAGCUGUGACUGCGCUUCGGUUUAACAAACUUGGAUCUUCGCUUGCUUCUGGAAGCAAAGAUAAUGAUAUUAUAUUGUGGGAUGUGGUUGGGGAGGCGGGACUUUUUCGUCUUCGUGGGCACCGUGAUCAGGUUACGGAUCUUGUAUUCUUGAAUUCAGGCAAAAAACUUGUUAGCUCCUCUAAAGACAAAUUUCUGAGAGUAUGGGACCUUGAAACGCAGCAUUGUAUGCAAAUUAUUAGUGGACAUCAUAGCGAAAUAUGGUCCCUGGAUGUCGACCCAGAGGAGAGAUAUCUGGUCACUGGAUCAUCUGACUCUGAACUCAGAUUUUAUAAUAUUAAGCAAAAUUUAGUGGAUGACAAGUCUGAUGUUGAUGUUACAACACUUGUGAGUAGUGAGGAUUCACUGGCCACUAGCAAGUGGGAAGUCUUAAAUUUUUUUGGAGAAAUUCCACGCCAGACCAAGGAUAGAGUUGCAACUGUAAGAUUUAAUAAGGUUGGGAAUCUGCUGGCCUGUCAAGCUGCAGGGAAGACGGUGGAGAUUUUCAAGGUGCUGGAUGAAUCUGAAUCCAAACGGAAGGCAAAGAGAAGAAUUAAUCGUAAGAAAGAGAAAAAAUCUUCAAAAGGGGGAGCUGAUGUAACUGAAGCUGAAGUUGCAAAUCAGGGAGGUAAGGAAGGGAGUACUAUAGUUGUCACAGUGGCUGAUGUUUUUAAGCUCACUCAGACAGUAAGAGCUGGCAAGAAAAUAUGUUCUAUUUCAUUCUGUCCGAUCACUCCUAAGAGUUCCCUAGCCACUUUGGCAUUGUCAUUGAACAAUAAUUUGUUGGAAAUUUAUUCAAUAGAAAGUGAUUCAACCACAAAAACUGUUGCUAUUGAGCUCCAGGGACACCGAUCUGAUGUGAGAAGUGUUACUCUUAGCUCAGAUAACACUCUUUUAUUGUCAACUAGCCAUAGUACAGUAAAGCUAUGGAACCCAAGUACUGGUUCUUGCCUUCGUACUAUUGACUCAGGAUAUGGAUUGUGCAGUAUAUUUGUUCCCGGUGACAAGUUUGCGGUUAUUGGUACAAAAGGUGGGACUCUAGAAGUCAUUGAUAUUAGGAGUGGCACAUGUGUUGAAGUAGUAGAAGCGCAUGGUGGCUCUAUUCAAUCUAUUGUUUCGACUCCUGAUGGGCAUGGGUUUAUAACUGGGAGUACAGAUCACGAUGUGAAAUUCUGGGAGUAUCAAACUAUACCGAAAGCUGAGCAGGGUACGAAGCAGCUGACAGUUUCCAAUGUGAAAAACUUGAAAAUGAACGAUGAUGUUCUCGUAGUUGUUGUUAGUCCGGAUGGUAAACAUAUUGCUGUUGCUCUUCUGGAUUGCACUGUGAAGGUAUACUAUAUGGAUUCUCUCAAAUUCUUCCUCACGUUAUACGGUCACAAGCUUCCUGUGUUAUGUAUGGAUAUAUCAUCUGACGGGGACCUAAUAGUUACUGGCUCAGCAGACAAAAAUUUUAAGAUUUGGGGUUUGGAUUUUGGUGACUGCCAUAGAUCUAUAUUUGCCCAUGCUGAUAGUGUUAUGGCGGUGAAGUUUGUCCAAAAUACUCACUACCUGUUUAGUGUUGGAAAAGAUCGUGUUGUUAAGUACUGGGAUGCUGAUAAGUUUGAAUUACUUUUAACUUUAGAAGGACACCAUGCUGAGGUGUGGUGUCUCUCAAUCAGCAAUCGUGGUGAUUUUAUUGUCACUGGAUCUCAUGAUCGUUCUAUACGACGUUGGGAUCGUACGGAAGAACCAUUUUUCAUUGAGGAAGAGAAAGAGAAAAGGCUGGAAGAUAUGUUUGACGCAGAUCUUGAUAACACUUUGGAUAGUAGGUAUGCCCCCAAAGAAGAAGUUCCUGAAGAGGGAGCAGUUGCAUUGGCAGGAAAGAGAACACAAGAAACCCUCACUGGCACCGACUCCAUUAUUGAAGCACUAGACAUAGCAGAAGCAGAACUGAAGCGCAUUUCUGAGCAUGAGGAAGAGACGAAACAGGGAAAGGCUGCUGAAUUCCGACCAAAUAUUCUUAUGCUCGGUCACUCUCCAUCUAAUUUUAUACUCCGUUCUCUUUCAAAUGUUCAUACUAAUGAUUUGGAGCAAACAUUACUGGCUUUGCCGUUCUCGGAUGCUUUAAAGCUCUUAUCCUUCUUGAAGGAUUGGUCCUUGAAUCCCGAUAAGAUUGAGCUUGUCUGCAGGGUAGCUACGGUGCUUUUGCAGUUACACCACAAUCAGUUGGUUGCCACUGCUUCUGCCAGACCGGUCUUGACCGUUCUUAAAGAUAUUCUUCAUUCAAGAGUUAAGGAAUGUAAAGAUACUCUUGGUUUUAAUUUGGCAGCUAUGGAUCACCUCAAGCAAUUGAUGAUUCUGAAGUCAGAUGCACUCUUCCGGGAUGCAAAAAUGAAAUUACUAGAAAUAAGAUCACAACAAUCAAAACGUGCUGAGGGAAGGCAAGAUACAAAAGAAAGAAGGAAAAAGAAGAAACAGAAAAAAUCAAAUGAUAUUCAUGUAUGGUCCUAAGUUUGCAAUCAUGGCCCACCAUUGUAGUUUCCUAGUGUCUGGAAAGGCGAUAGACAGUGAUACCUGCUAAAGCCGCACAAUUUUGAUACAUUACAAGAUAAAUUCUUGGAGCCUGGAUGCAAGUCAGCAGAACAAACGUGGCAAACUCUGUUAGUCAGUCAAUUGGCCAUUAAAUUAUUGCCCAGCUUUUCCGAGGUGCAUCUGGGAAUGUUGAUUUUUUGCUUAUCACUUGAUUGACAAUUUUGUUCGUUGUUGUAAAGUAUAGGUUCAAUUUGGUGAACUGCUAGCUAUACAUAUUGAAAGUUCUCUAGAAUCCUGAGUUAUGUUGAAAGGAAUCAGAACUCACAUGUGAUUCAUUGAAUUACUUUUGGAGGUAGAAGAGAAGUAUGACAAUCCUAACUUAUGAUCAGAAACAUGCCUAUUCCUAUUCAUAUUCAGUUAUUUUGUGGCUCGCU
Messenger RNA from Daucus carota subsp. sativus, 3407 nucleotides. RefSeq lists its product as uncharacterized. Gene Ontology annotation, cellular component: Pwp2p-containing subcomplex of 90S preribosome; small-subunit processome. Bases 103 to 2952 code for a protein of 949 amino acids. NCBI's taxonomy places the organism in Eukaryota, Viridiplantae, Streptophyta, Magnoliopsida, Apiales, Apiaceae. Gene Ontology annotation, biological process: maturation of SSU-rRNA. The transcript is spliced from 12 exons. Gene Ontology annotation, molecular function: snoRNA binding; protein binding. The record is from RefSeq and is a predicted model, not a curated record.